AUGUUCAAAUUCGCUGUUGUUAUCUUCGCUGUCAUUGCCUGUGCUGCUGCUAAGCCCGGUUUGAUUGGUGCUCCUUUGGCUUAUGCUGCUCCUGCAGCUGUAGUUGCUAGCCCCGCCGGUGUUGUUACUGCCACCAGUAGCCAAUUUAUUGCCCGCAACCAUAAUGGUAUUGCUACUGCUCCCAUUGUAGCUCCUGUUGCUACCCCUGUUGUUGCCAAGACUGUUGCUGCUUACACUACCUCUCCCGUUGUAGCCAAAUAUGCUGCUGCCUACUCUCAUCCUUUGGCUUACUCUUCACCUUUGGCUUACUCCACCCCUGUUGUAGCUAAAUAUGCUGCUGCUUACUCUCAUCCUUUGGCCUACUCCGCACCCUUGACUUAUGCUGCUGCACCAGCUCCAGUUUUGUUUUAA
Calliphora vicina (urban bluebottle blowfly) is the source of this 411-nucleotide messenger RNA. RefSeq names its product cuticle protein 16.5-like. The transcript has 2 exons. The coding region runs from base 1 to 411 and encodes 136 amino acids. NCBI's taxonomy places the organism in Eukaryota, Metazoa, Arthropoda, Insecta, Diptera, Calliphoridae. The record is from RefSeq and is a predicted model, not a curated record.